GCGAGGCGUUAUGAUAGUCGUACGACUAUUUUUUCUCCAGAGGGCCGUCUUUACCAGGUCGAGUAUGCAAUGGAAGCAAUUAGCCAUGCUGGAACGUGUUUGGGUAUUCUUUCAACAGAUGGUAUUCUGAUAGCAGCAGAGAAGAGGAAUGUGCAUAAGCUUCUCGAUGAUACAGUUCUUGCCGAAAAAAUUUAUCGACUCUCCGAAAACAUCACAUGUACGGUAGCUGGUAUCACUGCUGAUGCCAACAUUCUGAUCAACCACUUGAGAUGGUGGGCUGCUCAGUAUAAAUUAUCUUAUGGAGAAGAGAUGCCAGUGGAGCAACUGGUCCAAAAUCUUUGCAAUGAGAAACAGCGAUAUACUCAAAUCGGAGGAAAACGACCUUUUGGUGUGUCGCUACUUUAUAUGGGAUGGGAUAAACACUACGGAUAUCAACUCUACCAGUCAGAUCCUUCUGGAAAUUACACGGGUUGGAAGGCGACUUGCAUCGGCAACAAUCACCAGGCCGCUAUGUCUUUAUUGAAGCAAGAAUACAAGAGCCCAACACUUGCGGAAGCCAAAAAGUUAGCAGUCAAGGUCCUGUGGAAAACCCUGGACGUCAAAUUGACGAAUGAGAAAGUAGAAAUGGCUGUUUUGACUCGUCGCGAUGGAAAGACGGUAGUUGAAGAAUUGACCGCCUCAGAGGUUUGUACAUUUGUCCUCGAUCCCUUUACUUUACCGACGGAACACGAAGAGAAAGAAAAAGAAGCCGAGGCGAAAUGA
This is a messenger RNA of Haemonchus placei, 762 nucleotides long. NCBI's taxonomy places the organism in Eukaryota, Metazoa, Nematoda, Chromadorea, Rhabditida, Trichostrongylidae. The record is from the annotation of a GenBank genome assembly.